Messenger RNA from Etheostoma spectabile (orangethroat darter), 2086 nucleotides. It is a transcript of the gene agpat4, whose product is annotated as 1-acylglycerol-3-phosphate O-acyltransferase 4 (lysophosphatidic acid acyltransferase, delta). Gene Ontology annotation, cellular component: mitochondrial outer membrane; endomembrane system. Bases 164 to 1297 code for a protein of 377 amino acids. The record is from RefSeq and is a predicted model, not a curated record. Gene Ontology annotation, molecular function: 1-acylglycerol-3-phosphate O-acyltransferase activity. The transcript has 9 exons. Lineage: Eukaryota; Metazoa; Chordata; Actinopteri; Perciformes; Percidae.
UGACUAUAGGCCACACAUGUUGAAUGAAUGUGACAUGAAUUUAGAGUGAGAUUAAUUUAAAUACUCCUGUUGUUGUUUUUUUUAUUUGUCAUCUUUGAAAGGUGGAAGGUCUCUGAGGCAGGACAGCGCUGUGAUCAAGGUAAAUGCCAUAGUUUGUCCUAGCAUGGCCCUCUUGCAGAAGCUGAAGUCCCAGUUUGUGUGCCAGAUGAUCAUCUGGUAUGUGUUCCUGGUCAGCGGCUUCAUUAUCAACCUGUUGCAGAUCUGUACUCUACCUCUCUGGCUGGUCAGUAAGCAGCUGGCCCGCAGGAUCAACAUCAGACUGGGCUAUUGCAUCAGCAGCCAGAUGGUAGCUGCCCUGGAGUGGUGGUCUGGGACAGAAUGCACGCUCUACACAGACCCAAAGAGUUAUCCACUCUACGGAAAUGAGAAUGCAAUUGUGGUUCUCAACCACAGUCAUGAGAUCGACUUCCUGUGUGGCUGGACCUAUUGUGACAGAUUCGGAGUUCUUGGGAGCUCCAAAGUGUUAGCCAAAAAAGAGUUAAGUUAUGUACCUGUUAUAGGCUGGAUGUGGUACUUUCUGGAGAUAGUUUUCUGCAAGAGGAAGUGGGAGGAGGACCGAAGGACGGUGGCUCAGAGUCUUCAGAACCUGCGGGACUACCCAGAAAACUACUGGUUCUUGCUUUUCUGCGAAGGAACACGCUUCACACCAAAGAAGCACCAGAUUAGCAUGCAGGUGGCUGAGAGCAAAGGUUUACCCAAACUAAAGUAUCAUCUUCUGCCCAGAACCAAAGGAUUCUGGGUAACUGUUCAAAACCUCAGAGGAACUGUGGCAGCUGUUUAUGAUUCCACACUGAACUUCAGAAACAAUGAAGCCCCAACCUUGCUCGGAGUUCUUAAUGGGAUGAAAUAUCACGCAGAUUUAUAUGUGAGGAGAAUCCCUCUGGAGCUGAUCCCAGAAGAUGAGGCGGAGUGUGCCGCUUGGCUCCACAAACUCUACCAGGAAAAGGAUAGCUUUCAGGAGCACUACAAACAAACAGGGCGUUUCCCUGGUCCCACAGUGAGCCCUCCACAGCGACCAUGGGCCUUGAUCAACUGGCUGUUCUGGGCCUGCUUGCUCCUCUACCCGCUGGGCCUGCUACUUGCUCAACUGAUCAGCACUGCAUCGAUGAUGACCAUCUUAGCAUCUGUGGCUCUCUGCUAUGCAGUUUCACUGGGAGUUCGCUGGAUGAUUGGCCAGACUGAGACUGACAGAGGCUCAAGCUAUGGGAGUAAGGAAGUUCCUCUAAACAACAACUAGUGGAAACACCCAUCUGACAGGACUCGUCCAGCAAGUUCAACCUUGUUUCUAAGCACAAUUCAGUCUCGACUUUACGUUCCCCAACAGAACUUCAAGAUCAGAUCAUGAAACUGGACCAUGGUGGACAGUUUUGUGUGGUAACCUUAUGAUAAGAAUGUAAGGCUAAAUUAAAUAUGGCGUAACUACAUUCUCCUUAAAUCAAAGUGUAAAUGUUUGAAUGCAGUCAAGAGAUUUCUCCUGGUAACCAAAGUCAACUUAACCAAGUGUAAAAUGGACUACCUCUUUGAUUGUUAUGUAAAGCAUAAAUUACAUUUUUCAUGUUGGAAGAAAAUACACAUUUCCCUUUUUUUUUAAACAUGGGUUUAUUAAUAUUGUUAGUACACUGUAUAAGAGGAGCAUAAGUGGUGGUGUGAAAAAAUUACAUAUACAAAAUCCUUAUUUAAGUGAUAAAUGAUGUACUGUGAGUAUUAGAUUACUUGGUAAGCAGGAAGGCUUUAAAAUAGAUGCUAAAGCAAUAUCUCACCUCGGAUUUUACAUAAUUUUACAUGCCUAUACACGUGCCUCUGCAAGUUGAGAUCACUCAGGAAAAAGUCCUUGCAUUGAGUGAAUAGAAAACACUUCUCUGUUGCAUAACAUUAACACUCCACGUAUGAGCGACAACUGAUACAAUACUGUAAUGCCUCUCUUUAUGAUAGGAAAAACUGAGAGACAAUAACUUAGAGAGUACGCCUGUCUCUUACCUCAAUCAUUGGAGACUCAAAAUCCUACUUGCAGCAUCAAAGAAGAAAA